UGCGCACACACCCCUGCAGCCUGAAAUGGUACAGUCCAGAAAAGGCUUCACCACUUGAUUCUACUGAGCAUAUAAAACUUGUCCUCUGGUAUAUCUGCAUACAGGGCCCUUUGUGUCCUUGGGAGAGAACUUAGGAGUUACACAUUUCUCAGAGCACGUUCCGGGGUGUCUUGCAGUUGGGAGGAAGCAGGUAGAUCUGGAACAGACUAAGGAUUGGCGAAGUCUUAGAGGCCCCCUUGAUGUCUGGCUGAUAUCUCCAGAGCUUCUGAAUGCGACAGAUGUACCAAGAUGGUGUGCCUUCUCUUCCUCCCCCAAAUGUCAUAAUUUAGUGCACCUGCCCUUCGACUUCCUGCUGGCGGCUGUGGUGCUUCCUUCCUGCCCAAGCAAUCAAACAGCAGCACCGUCUCAGCCACAGCAGAGAAAAGAAGGCUCCAUCCAGGCGAGAACUGGGAACCCCAGAUUUGAGACGUCCACACCUGCUAAGGCUUUGGCCUGAAGAAGAACAACCAAGACACUCCUUCCUCUGCCUGUUGGAUACUGAAUGUUCAAGUUCCCAUUCAGGAAGAGAGAACAAAUGCCUCUCUGCUGCCCUGUCUCCUAACAUUCCAGCAUUCUUCGGGCCUAGCAAAGGGGCUACCACAUCACAAUGUAAGCAAGCCCAAGCUGUUCUCCCCACACUCCGCUAUCUUUUGUGACAUGCUGCUGCUACAUAGUGUGAAAAUCCACCCAAGUGCUGUCAAAACUCGAAAUAAAUUCUAAAUAAGACAUUUCAAUAAGCUGAAUUUUCUGGGUGGAUAGGGACCGGGACAAACAGUUAUAUUUGGUUUCAUUAUCUGUUUAGCACACACCGAGAACUUGAAUUUGGCUUUUCCCCCACAGGGCUAUUGACAUGUUGUGCCGCUAAGCUGCUCAAUGCUGUUUUUCACCUCGGAGUUUGCACCUGCCCUGACUCCAGGAUACUGCUACUGUCCCCCUUGCAGGUGGCAUGGAUGCCUCGCACACGGGUGACAUCUUCUGGGUGCUGGCAUUUACCGUCCCACUUCUGGUGAUUCUACUGGUGCUUUGCAUUGACUGCCGGGACCCUGAAUUAGACACACAAUCUGUUGAUGAUUACCAGUACAAGCCUUCAAGUAGUGCACGUUCGAGUUCAACCUUCAAGUUGAUACGUCCUCCCUCCCCACCUUGGCCUGCUGUUUCAUCCCAACCAGACAUGUGGAGGCACAGCAGAUGCCCCCCAUGCAGUCUUUCCUAUCCAGCACCGUCAUACAAAGUUGAAAGGGAUAAUGAAAGCAUUCCCAGUUAUGAAAACCAAGGUGAAGUACAAGCUGGUGCCACUGAUGAUGAGGAUAAUGAUGACAACUAUGUCCCUCCAUACAUUGACGUGCUGCCAGAUGCGCCACUUACAGAUCAAGGCAAUGAAGACGGUGCUUCCACAGAUUCCCUAGGGGAGCAGUAUGAGAAUGUGCUCGAGUGUGAGCGCAAUUCGCCCGGUGACUAUGUCAACGUACUAGAACCAGAAGCUACCAUGGUGGGUCCUUGUUUUGUUGGCAGUGGCACCAGUGAUCGGGAAAGUGAAGAUGACACUCCGGACUAUGAGAAUGUCUGUCCUGGGCUUUGAGGUUGAAAGGUUCCUUUGCCGGUUGCUCCAGUCACCUAUAUGCAGGAUGCAUUACCUGGUUGGUCUAAGGACACUGUCUUCCCAGUCACCCUCAAAUAUUGCCGUAACUUAUUGCCCUUCUUUGCACUUUGCAUGACACAUCCUGAGAAUUUUCCACAAUACUAUAGAAUCUUGGUAGCAAGAUUCAGAAGCUUGACUGUCCAUGUGGAACUGGUCUUCUAACACUCCCCACCCCCCAGCCCGCAAAGCAUUCUGGGUUGUUUAUGUCUCUUGGCUAAAUAAAGAACUGGUAAUUUCA
Molecule: messenger RNA, 1916 nt
Organism: Podarcis raffonei (Aeolian wall lizard)
Lineage: Eukaryota; Metazoa; Chordata; Lepidosauria; Squamata; Lacertidae
Gene: LAT
Product: linker for activation of T cells
Exons: 13
Coding region: 986-1618 (210 amino acids)
Biological process (GO): signal transduction
Cellular component (GO): membrane
Source: RefSeq, a predicted model, not a curated record